Messenger RNA from Rotaria sp. Silwood1, 257 nucleotides. The record is from the annotation of a GenBank genome assembly. Lineage: Eukaryota; Metazoa; Rotifera; Eurotatoria; Philodinida; Philodinidae.
GCUUUCCAUUUUGCUACGAGUUUUAUAAAAUUAAACGGGAAAGUAUUGGUGCUAUGACUGCGCAAACUUUAAACAAAUUGGCUGCAAUGGUUGCCACAGGGGAUUAUGAAGAAUUCUUUAGUGAAUUACGUGACGGUAAACAAACUGAUUCUUUCUUUUUUGGUAUGUUUCCUGGGAUUCAAGCAGAUGCUAGAGCUGUUCUUGUUCAAACAUGUUCAGAAAAAUUAAUAGAUUUCAAAGUAAUGGGCCUGGUUUAG